CCCGUUCCUUUGAACUGCUACAAACCUGUAAAACCAGAGGUCUCUCCUCUUUCUCUCUCUAUCUUUCUCUCUCCUCUGGAGAUUUUGCAAGGCGUUACACUCUCCGGCGUCCGAUUCCGGUCGCAUUCCGAUUCCGGCGCAUUCCGACGUACCUUCAGAAUUAUUUUAAGAGAAGUGGAAAUGGGAGAUAGUGAGAACCAGAGCACUGAAUUAGCAGCUGAUAGAGAGAAUUCAGGGAAUAGUACAAAUGAUGUAGUGAUGGAAACCCUGGUUUCGCCUGAGCUGGAUGUGCCUGAUGAAACUAGUACUGGUGAAAUGGUGCUUGAGAAUGAAGGUGAAGUCAAUGGAAACAUGACAGAAGAAAACCCUAAUGAAAAUGGUAAAGAGGAAGAGGAAUUGACUCGUGAAUUUCCUGUUGACGAGUUGGGCCAUGUAGCUGCUGUUACAUCUUCUGCUAUUGCUGAUGAAAAUAAGAAGGAAGGUUAUGAUAGUCCUAGUCCUGUGAUGAACAAUGAUGCUGUUACACCCUCUCCUCUUCUUAAAUGCAAUACAAAAGCUGUGAAUGGCAGUAUAGGGACAUUGAGUAAAGAGUUCAAUGAAAUGACUGAAGAAGAUGAAGAUGGGACACUGGAGGAACAGACAACAUUCAUGAAGGAGGUUGAAUGCUUUUAUAAAGAGAAGGCGUUGGAGUUUAAGCCACCUAGGUUUUAUGGACAACCACUAAAUUGCCUGAAGUUGUGGAGAGCUGUCACUAAAUUGGGUGGCUAUGAUAGGGUAACUGGAGCAAAGUUGUGGCGGCAAGUUGGAGAGUCAUUCCAUCCUCCAAAGACCUGUACUACGGUCUCGUGGACAUUCCGCAUUUUCUAUGAGAAGGCACUUCUGGAAUAUGAGAGAUACAAACUACAAAAUGGUGAGCUUGAGCUUGCUGCUGUUCCCUUGCCUGAGCCUUCUAGUAUUGAAAAUGAGGUAAAUAAUGGACCCCAAGCUCAAGGGUCAGUUCGGGCUCGUAGGGAUGCAGCAGCUCGUGCUAUGCAGGGGUGGCAUGUCCAACGACUUCUUUCCUCUGGUGAAGGUGGUGCGCCUAUAAUUAAGGACAAAAGUUCAAGUAAUUUGCCAAAGCGUGAAAAGAGUCUGAAAAGCAUUAGUUCAGUGAAGCAAAAGAGAACGCCAGAAGUGGAACAUCCUGUGAAGUCUGCAAGGAUAGACACUGCAAAACCGUUGGUUACAACAGUAGUGGACAUUGGACCCCCUGCUGAUUGGGUGAAGAUCAAUGUAUUUGAAUCUAAAGAGUGUUAUGAAGUUUAUGCUCUAGUCCCUGGGCUUUUGCGUGAAGAGGUUCGGGUUCAAUCAGAUCCAGCUGGACGCCUGAUCAUCACCGGGCAACCGGAACAGACAGAUAACCCCUGGGGUAUUACAGCAUUUAAAAAGGAGGUGAGUUUACCAGCACGGAUUGAUCCAUUGCAGACAUCUGCUGUUGUGAGUCUACAUGGAAGACUGUAUGUUCGAAUUCCGAUAGAGCAAUCGUGAGUACUCAGACUUGUAGGGAAAGAUGCUAACAAAGAGAGCUUGAAUGAUGUUAUAGCUUGUUUAUUGAUGUGCAUGUUUCUAGAUACUAAUUUUACAUUUAUCUUGAUUAGUCAAGAUGAGUGAAAUUAUUAUUCUUUUUCUUAUUCAACAGUUGUAAUUGAUAGGAUAUUGGUUAUAAAUUGUAAUUGAUUACUGUUUUA
Messenger RNA from Impatiens glandulifera, 1727 nucleotides. RefSeq names its product AT-rich interactive domain-containing protein 6-like. The transcript has 14 exons. Bases 181 to 1527 code for a protein of 448 amino acids. The record is from RefSeq and is a predicted model, not a curated record. Gene Ontology annotation, molecular function: DNA binding. Gene Ontology annotation, biological process: regulation of transcription by RNA polymerase II. Lineage: Eukaryota; Viridiplantae; Streptophyta; Magnoliopsida; Ericales; Balsaminaceae. Gene Ontology annotation, cellular component: nucleus.